AUGCAAGGUUAUACUAUAAAGUAACUAUUGUUAGAUAUUGCAGAAGUAAUAGACAAUGUAAUAUAUCUACUUUGAAGUAGGACAUCAUUGAGACAUAUGAACAAAUCAAUAAAGUUAGCGUAAAGUAAAUUAGCGAGUAAUCAGAGAAGUAAUAAUAUGACAAUAUCCUCUAAAUCGUUGCAUAUUUAAAUAGGUAACUUUCUAAUUGCUAUGCAAAAGAGUCAAAAAUGUAUUUGAAGAAUAAUUGGAAGAACAUAUAAACAAUGAUUAUGAGACAAUUAUCUAAAAACUUGAAGCAUCCAUUAGAACUCACAUCAGGGUAGAACAACAACAGAAAUUGCAAAUUGAUGCUUUGAUACAGAAGAUAGAUGAAGUCACUGCUGAAAAGGAUAUUAUUAUUAUAUAAUAGUAGGAAAAAAUAAAAUCUUUAGAAUAAGCCAUUAAAGUAAGUUAGUAUUAUUAUCAUAGGAUCAACAUAAAAAAAUAUUUGAUAGUUCACCAAAAGAAAUACUUCAUAAAAAGACUCCCUCAGCUUUUGAGAGAUUGAGUAAAUUAGUCUCUAAUAAAUCCCAAAAAAGCUUAUAAAACUCCAAUAAUGAAGCAAAUUUUAAAGCUUUGUUAAAAAUAUGCAAUACUGAAAAAGAUCGUUCUCUUUCUAAGGGUAGAAAACAAGUUACAGUUAAAUAGGAAAGUAAUAAUUAAAGAACAAAUGAUGAAACUCAGUAAUGUUAUGAAUUUAUAAAGAAAUCUAGAGCCUAAACUGACAGAAACAGAAAGACUAAAAGAUUCAAAGGGUGAUAAAAGACAUCGCUUUUAAAAAUCUGAAAAGCUAACUGAACAAUCACAAUAAUCAUUAAGCACAGAGAAAUUACAUAAAUAUAAUAAAACGAAAAAAGAAUCGCCAUUAAUUAGAGUAUUUUUUAUUGUUAUAAGUAAAAGUAAGAAUAAACAAUGGCCAGCCAAAGUUUUGAUUAAGUCGGUAAAAGCUUAUAAGCCUUGUAGAGACAGAUUUCAAACUCUCGCUUGUAAAAUAAUCAAAGUUCACAAUUACUUAAAUUCUUAUAGAAGAAAUGA
Molecule: messenger RNA, 1074 nt
Organism: Paramecium octaurelia
Lineage: Eukaryota; Ciliophora; Oligohymenophorea; Peniculida; Parameciidae
Source: the annotation of a GenBank genome assembly